ACUAUAGGUGAAAACACUACGUACGCCACACGCAACGCGAUCAAAUGUUUAGAACAUUGCCGUAACAUACAUUCUCCGACCACUUACGGAUCUUUCUUGAACAAGAUUUUCUCAACUUUUCAAUUUCAUUAUGACGACUGUAUGUUACCAACGUUUUGCACGCGAUAGUUGUAGGUUCAUAACCUCAUAGGAACUUCUUUUACCGGUGUGGUCAGUUACUUGGUUGAUAAUACGUGAUCAGUCUUUAUAUACCUCAGUUAACGUAUGUAUAUACAUGGUUACUCCUGGCGGACGUUUUCGAGAUAUUUUAGCUAAGUUGUCUUGAACUCGACUUUAAAUCGUGUCGGAACGCUUCUAUCAACGGUUCCGAUGACGUUAUAAUUCUCGUUCCCUAAUUAUUGCGACCACUACAAGCUGCAAGUGACUUCGGAUUCGGACUAGUGGUGAUCACAUGAUCAUCAUUCUUUAGUAGCAUCGUUGAUUUCUGGUCUGGUGCACUGUUGCAUACUCUGCCAGGUAUCUCUCUGCUCUGUGCCAAGCUUUGCAGAUUCGCGCUACAAAUUGUCUGUGAAAUGUAUCUAUGUACUUUGCGCAUGUGCAAUGGCCAAAACCCUAUAAGUCCGCUGAAAUUUCGAAAAUACAGGAACUGAAAAGUAUUUCAUUGAAUUUCUUAAGGAUACCGCAAACUGCGAACAGCUGCAACAUGUCCAAUCACAGUGGCUUCAGUCAAGGUUCAAAUAUAUCAGGAAUAUCGCUGAUGUCUCAUUCAAUGAGUACCCGCUGUCAAACAGAUUGGUCAAUGGAAUGCUCAGGGCAGAAGAAUCCAACCAUGCGAUUUCCUAUAGGAUGUACAAACACUAAGAAACGCACUCAUCAGUUGGAGGAAAUGAACAAGGCACUUGCAAAGUGCAAAGAUGUAAUUUCUGAUUAUGCUAUUAGGAAACUGAUGUAUGAAAGUGUUACAGAAGCAUCGUUCAAUAGGGAUGAAACAUUGCCACAAAGUACAGCAAAAAAAUUAAGACAGUUAAUCGCAGCCCAUGAAGUUGAAAAGUACCUGCGCUUACCCAACAAUUCCAAUGAUAUAAAUGAAAAGAUCACUUUGUUGGGAAUCACAAACUUAUCCAAAAUUCAUUUAAGCUAUGAAGAAAAACUAAGCAUUAAAAAAUCAGUUAAUUGUAACCUACACAAGAAGGCUCGGGCAUUUCUGUCAAGGUUCAAGGUGUUGGGUGGAAACUUAGAAGAAUUUAAGAAGACAGACGAAUUGAACAGGCAUCAAAAAAUAUCCGAGGUUUUUGAGAUGGAUCAGUUACAAUGGAAGCAAAAAAUUGAACAAGAAUGCGAUGUGUACGAGAAAGACAUCUUAGAAUAUAAAAAGAUUUUCAGCGAAUGGAUAAAUUUGAAAUAUAGUGAUAUGAAUGAUGUACAACUUAAAAAUGCAUCAAGUUUACUGGCUAAAGCACAAGUACUCGAACUACAGGGAAAAAUCACUAAAUUGAACUGUAGUUUGAAAAUGUUUCAAGAGACGCCAAUGACACUAGAAGCUUACCAAUUAUUGGGGUCCAGUUUAGAUAGUAAGAUUUCCGAUGUAGAAGAUGAAAUACAGAAAAAAGAAGCAAUAAAAAAACUAUAUGAAGAUCUCGGUGGUACUGAAUAUGACCAAGUUGCUCGGAGGUAUAUAGAAUUGUGCAAAGCCAUUGAAAAAAAAAAACGUAUGAUCGAGGACUUCUGAAUUGAUUAACUUAUAGUAUUACGUAUCUUGGAAGAUAGUGGUUAAUCGUUGUCUCUUUAUAAUUUUCCAUGUAAUCUACUUGUACGUUGUUAGAUAUAAUUAACUGUUUAAAAUAAAUUGCGACUGACAACUGA
Messenger RNA from Neodiprion fabricii, 1863 nucleotides. RefSeq lists its product as uncharacterized. The record is from RefSeq and is a predicted model, not a curated record. Lineage: Eukaryota; Metazoa; Arthropoda; Insecta; Hymenoptera; Diprionidae. Bases 581 to 1729 code for a protein of 382 amino acids. The transcript is spliced from 4 exons.